Humulus lupulus (European hop) is the source of this 1081-nucleotide messenger RNA. Its product is annotated as protein DETOXIFICATION 45, chloroplastic-like. Gene Ontology annotation, biological process: transmembrane transport. Lineage: Eukaryota; Viridiplantae; Streptophyta; Magnoliopsida; Rosales; Cannabaceae. The record is from RefSeq and is a predicted model, not a curated record. Gene Ontology annotation, cellular component: membrane; chloroplast. The coding region runs from base 1 to 981 and encodes 326 amino acids. The transcript is spliced from 9 exons. Gene Ontology annotation, molecular function: antiporter activity; xenobiotic transmembrane transporter activity.
AUGCAGCAGAGAAAAUCCACAUAUGGAAGGCCUACUGGAACGAACGGUUUCGAUUUCUCCUACUGCAUGGUCGUUGAAUCUAGUAUUGGGAAUCUUGUAGCUCUGAUUUUGUUUUCCAUACUUAUUUAUUCUUUCCAAAUGGGUGCAACUAGUGCAGCAAUUUCCACAGUUGUGUCUCAAUAUGUUGUCACAUUCUUAAUGCUAUGGUUUCUAAAUAAGAGAGCAAUACUACUGCCUCCAAAGAUGGGAUCAUUACAAUUUGGAGGAUACAUAAAAUCAGGUGGUUUUCUUCUUGGAAGAACUCUUGCUGUUCUAACAACCAUGACUUUGGGGACAUCAAUGGCUGCUCGUCAAGGCCUGGUUGCAAUGGCUGCUCAUCAGAUAUGCAUACAAGUAUGGUUGGCUGUUUCACUUCUGGUUGAUGCUCUGGGUGCAUUUGCACAGGCUUUGACUGCAAGUUAUAUGUCUAAAGGUGACUAUAAGACAGUGAAGGAAAUUGCUCACUAUGUGCUGAAGGUAGGAUUGGUCACAAGUCUUGCCUUGUCUGCAAUUUUGGGUCUAUCUUUUGGUUCAUUAGCUACUCUGUUCACCAAGGAUGCUGAAGUACUAGCAAUUGUUGGUACUGGAGUAUUGUUUGUCAGUGCUAGUCAACCUCUGAACGCACUAGCUUAUGCUUUUUAUGGUCUCCAUUAUGGUGCUUCAGAUUUUGCAUAUGCUGCCCGUGCCAUGAUGGUGGUGGGAGGAAUGUCUUCUGCAUUUUUGCUAUAUACUCCGGCAGUCAUUGGUCUUCCCGGGAUUUGGUUAGGGCUGACUCUGUUUAUGGGUUUGCAGGUGGUGGCUGGAUUUUACAGGUAUAUUGAGAUGAUUUCUUUGGAGCAAUUUUUGACAACAUUUGUAGUUGAGGCCUUUAGAAUGGAAGAAUGUAUUUCACUAAUUUUUGUAUACAUUUCUUGUUUUGUAUUUAGUGAUAAAGGAAUCUGAAUUGGGCAUAAAUUCUGUUGUAAUAUGAUUUCUUAAGCCUAGACUAGUAGACUAAAUAUUGUAAUUACAUUUGAGUAAUUAAUAAAAUCUAUUUAUGUUA